AUGAUCCUCUCCACGAUCACAGCUUUCCUCUUCUUCUUCUUCCUCCUCCUCCUACAAACCACCGCCCAAUCAGCCCCAAACACAACCUACACCUACAUCGUAAUCGGCUCUGGCCCAGGCGGCGGCCCCCUAGCAUGCAACCUCGCCCGCGCAGGCCACCCAACCCUCCUCCUCGAAGCAGGCGACGACGAGCGUGACGACAUUCGAACCGUGAUCGCCAACGGCGGGAACUUCAUCACCCCGACAAACAGCUGGUCUUUCUUCGUGCGGCAUCAUCCCGAUGAAGAGGUCGAGCUGCGGAAUAACCACCUGACGUGGCGGCUGCCCUCCCAGAAUGGAACUGGUGUUGGUCCGUACUGGGUCGGCAACGCGGCGAGAGCGCCUGAGGGGGCAGAGUUGUUGGGUGUUUGGUAUCCGCGUGGUGCGACGGUGGGAGGGUCGAGUGUGACGAAUGCGAUGGCGACGUGGUUGCCGAAUGAUUCGGAUUGGGAUUUUGUGCAGAAUGUCAUGGGGGAUGCUUCGUGGAACCACAAGAACAUUCGGCAAAUCUUUGAGCGGAUCGAGAAGAACAAUUAUCUGCCGGAAGGCACACCAGCUCACGGAUUCGACGGCUAUUUUAACACGAAUCUCGGCAAUGGGUCGCAGUAUCUCAAUAACCCUGGUUUGAUGGACAUUCUCAAGUCACACUUGCGGUCCAUUGGGAAAGAUCCAGAGAAGCUCAUCGAGAUGGUGGGCAGCGACGGGAACUUCCUCAGUGAGGAUAGAGACACGACUGAGGGCAUGUGGGGGCUGUCGUUCCAUGCGACGGACAAUUGGGAGCGGUACAGCUCUCGCACGUACAUCUACGAGACACUGGCAGCCAAGAACGCCGAUGGCUCUCCAAAGUGGCCUCUGACUUUGUCGACAAAUUCUCUGGCCACGAAGGUCCUGUUUGAAGGGGCAAACGGCGGAAAGCCCAGGGCCGUGGGCGUUGGGUGCUUGGCGGGCAAUUCCACCUACGACGCUGAUGUGCGACAUAAUGCGUCGACGGCAGGCGAGACACGGCGAGCAAUGGCAUCUGGCGAAGUCAUCGUCUCAGGCGGUGCCUUCAACUCGCCGCAACUACUACAGCUUAGCGGUAUCGGGAACAAACCAGACCUUGAAGCACUCGGCAUCGAGGUCGUGGCAGACUUGCCAGGCGUGGGUCGGAACCUCCAAGACAAUCAAGAAUUCCUAGUCGUGGGACACGCUCAGCUCAAUCUGACAGCUACUCCAAACCCCAACGAGCCGAUCUGCGCAAAGGGAACGCCCGGAGACCCGUGCGAAGAGCUGUGGCGGCAGGGAAAGGGCCCGUACAUGCGGCCUGGAUACAACUCGAACGCGUUGCUUCUCAAAUCUAACUUUUCACUGACCGGAGAGCGAGAUGUCUUCGUGUUCAGCUGGCCAAGGGCGUUCCGCGGGUUCUGGCCCGAGCUCCUCGAUCCACCGAAUACCAUCGGCUUUUCGACUGUCAAGAUGCACCCGCAGAACACGGCCGGGUACAUCAAGCUCCGUUCCGCGGACCCGACGGACCCACCGCAGAUCAACUUUGAGCUAUACAAGGAAGGUGCCGAGACGGACCUAGAAGCGAUAACGGAGGUGGUGGCGUGGGGCCGACGAAGCAUGAGCGGCGUCCAAGGACCGUGGGGUCCGGUGGAGCCGGCCGAACCUCCAUGCUCGCGAGUUGAAAGUGACGGCCGGUGUGGUGACGCGGACGCGGAGUCGGAUAAGGAUUGGAUCCGGGAGCAGACUUUUGGACAUCAUCCUACGGGGACGUGCAAGAUGGGUGCGGCUGAUGAUGGUAUGGCGGUGGUGGAUUCCGAGUUUCGUGUGUUUGGUGUGGACGGGCUGAGGGUCGUCGACGCCAGCGUGUUCCCGCGGGCUCCCGGAGCAUUUCCUGCCGUGGCGACCUUUAUCAUUAGCCAAAAGGUGUCGGAUGUGAUGCUAGAAGGUGUAGCAACAUCGGAGUCGUGA
Molecule: messenger RNA, 1992 nt
Organism: Colletotrichum phormii
Lineage: Eukaryota; Fungi; Ascomycota; Sordariomycetes; Glomerellales; Glomerellaceae
Product: GMC oxidoreductase
Exons: 2
Coding region: 1-1992 (663 amino acids)
Molecular function (GO): flavin adenine dinucleotide binding; oxidoreductase activity, acting on CH-OH group of donors
Source: RefSeq, a predicted model, not a curated record